AUGAUACUUAACAACCGGAAUGAGGAGCUCAGCUUCCACGUUAAAGUAGAUGAUUAUGAUUACGUGAUUUCGUCGGUGAUGAAAUGUUUCGGUUGCGGUGAGGAGGGGCAUACUGUGAGGGCCUGUCCGAGGCAGGGGGACCCGGCUCCACCUGACCUGGGUGUGGCGCUCGGCGCUGUGGCGGGGCCGUCCGCUGGUCGCAAGGGUGCGGUGGAGACACCUCCUGCUGCGAACCCAGCUGCGGAAUCUGAGCGGUCCAUUGCGGACAGUGAGGGAGAGGCUUUGGGUAAGGUGGGAGAUGUUCUUCCCCAGAGCCUGGUCUGGGGAAGAGACGGCUUCAAGUAUCUGGGAAUCUAUCUCGGACAAGAGAACAUAGUCCAGAAGAACUGGGAGGGCGUCACAGAGAAGAUCGAGGGAAAACUUUUCAAAUGGAAAUGGCUGCUCCCUCAGAUAACCCUGUGCCUGCAGCAGCUGGUGGACGCAGUGGGGCCGACGCUGAGCGACGCCCCGGCCCUGGGCUCUCUGCUGGGUCUGCAUUCUGUCCGGGUGGCCAGGGGGCUCCUGGAGCUGUGGAGCCAGAGACUGACGGGGAAAGAAAGGAGCCUCCUCACGAACUACAGCCAAGGAAAAGUCGAGCCGGACCCUUCAGACCCUUUCCCUGAGAUCUCCCUGAGCCCAGGGCUAGGGGAACUCACCGGCCCCCUGCUUGCUACAACAUGUCCAGAAAAACUGACACUACACAAGGUGGACAAGAAGACCUUGUAUUUUAACUGUGUGAAGGGCACAAACAAGAGCGGACUGUGCAACAGGCUCCCCAAUGUGUGGGUUUUCAUCAUGGGAGCUGCCUACAAGAAAACAGGAAAAGAAAAGUGUCAGUUCCUUAACUAUCUUUCAGGGGAAGCCAAGAUGGCAAUUUAUCUGAGCAGAAAGAACCGAGUGGAGAACAGGGAGGGUCAGGAGGCCAGUGUGUGUGUGUGUGUGUGUGUGUGUGUGUGUGUGUGUGUGUCAGACUGGUCCACCAGAGUGAAGCAGAUCGCUAAGCUGUGGAGGAAGGCCAGCUCUCAGGACCGAGCUCCCUUCGUGCAAAAAGCUCGAGAUAACCGGGCGGCUCAGCGCAUCAACAAGGUGCAGCUGUCUAACGACCAGCUCAAACGCCACCAGUCCUCCCAGCAGCUCCAGUCCUCCCAGCAGCUCCAGUCCUCCCAGCAGCUCCAGUCCUCCCAGCAGCACCAGUCCUCCCAGCAGCUCCAGUCCUCCCAGCAGCUCCAGUCCUCCCAGCAGCCUCUACCGCUGCUGGGACCUUAUGACCCUGUUUCCUUGGAGCUGGAGGGGGCGUUUAAGGACCCCCUGAGGCCCAAAGAGUCCGAACAGGAGCAGGAGUGGAAGUUCAGACAGGGAGAGGUAAAAGACAGAUGGGGAGCCGGUAAGAAGAGGCAGGAAAAUCUCCCCCAAAGCAAAGCCCUAAAAUCACCAACAGAUAAAGGUUGUCCCUACCAGGCAUCUGUAGCAGGAGGUGGCAAAGAGGCUCUGCAAAUGCGUCAUAAGAACAAGCAGCUGGCGAAGAUGGAGGCCAGUCAGAAGCUGGAGCAGGUGAAGAACGAGCAGCUCCUCCAGCAGAGGCAGCUGCAGCUCGCCGGACGUCUUUCUCCAGACGCCGGCAGCCGAAGCCCCGUGGCACCCGUCAUCGGGGGCGACGCCUCCAGACAGCACCUCCUUCAGCAGAGCUCGGGACCAGCUGACAACGUCUUCCUCAAACCACAAGCCCCUCCCCCUUCUGGCUUCUCCUCACUCCCUCACUCCCCCCUCCCCUCCUCUCCCCUCCAUCAGCCCCCCUCCUCCCCUCAGAUGUUCUCCCCGCCCUCCUCCCGUUCCUCCUCACCCUGGGAACCCAACAUUAAAGUAGCAGGGCCUACUCGCCCCCCCUCCUCACAGGCUGGUGUCCCCCAGCAUCACAACUCCCUCAGCUCCUCCCCAGCCCACGAUGCCUUUGGUUCUCCUGCACCGUCCCCCGACUCCAAAACCUCCGACGUCUCCAGGACCCUCGGACCCCAACAAGGACUGCAGCAGAACAGGGCCGGUAUGAUGAGUCCUCCCUCUGGCUCGGCCUCCGACCCUUCAGCCCGACACAUUGGUAUCCGAGCAGCUGAGACAUACCUGCGGACUCCUCACAACAGCAGUAACAUCCGUGCAGCGGUGUCUGAACUGUACGGUCGCGGUGGUGAACUGGUGCAUGGCGGGUUGUUUAAAGCCCCCAUGCCUCCUCAGCACCAGCCUCAACUGGAGGUGUUUGGUACCACAGGAGGAGCAGGAAGGAGGGACCUGUCCAGACCCACAGACCUGGGCUGUGCUCUCUCCCAGUCGCAGGACCCUCCCUUCCCCUCCAGUCCGCUAUCUGGACUGGGCUCUCCCCACCGCAGCCCCUAUGCCCAGACACCUGGUACCCCCAGACCUGACUACAGCCAGCAGAUGUCUGACCCCUUCACCCAGCACUCACCUUUGACCUCCCGACCCUCGCCUGACCCCUACACCAACCCUCAGACUCCAUGUACACCACACCCUCAUUCUGACCCCACAUACCUCACCACACCGCCUGCACUGAGACUGGACCAGUAUAACCAGCAGUCUACCAGCAGACGUCCGUCCCCCUCCCACCCAAACCUCGACCCUUACGCCUCCAACCCGGGGACUCCCCGCCCCACUGUCACCGAGCACUUCCCUCGAUCGCCGGGGAGUCAGCGGAACACAGACCCCCAGGCCCAGCAGCCCUCCACGCCACGACCCAUGAUGGACCCCUACGCCCAGCAGCCCUCCAUGCCACGACCCAUGUUGGACCCCUACGCCCAGCAGCCCUCCACGCCGCGACCCAUGUUGGACCCCUACGCCCAGCAGCCCUCCACACCACGACCCAUGUUGGACCCCUACGCCCAGCAGCCCUCCACACCACGACCCAUAAUGGACCCCUACGCCCAGCAGCCCUCCACACCGCGGCCUCAGAAGGCCCCAGAGCCCUUCAGCCAGGCCCCAAUGGAGAUCUUCACUCCUCAACUUGCAGGAUCCGGUUCAUCCCCUUUGGUUUCAGGGCUGUCUGGAGAGACGGUGACCUUCACCCCAACACACCAGUUGCAGCAGUCUCCAGGAAGACAACAGCAACAACAACAGCAGGACUUAUUUCCCACAACCCCCAGCAACCAGACCCUGAAGCACCCUGGGAUGUCAGAGGAGAGCGUCUUCUUGGCGGGUCAGACUCCCAGUCACGACCCCUUUGAGCAGAGUCACAUGACAGCAGACCCCUCACAGAUGGACAAGACAACAACCAAUAAGAUGGCAGCGAUGGCUGUGGCUCCUUUAGAUGGACCAAUGAGCAUGCUGCCUCAGCUUGGUGAUUCGGAGGAGAAGCUGAGACAGCGUCAGCGUCUACGGCAGCUCAUCCUGAGGCAGCAGCAGCAGAAGAGUGCGUUACGGCAGGAGAAAGGUCUGCAGGAAGCAGCUUCUGGACCCUCUGGACCCCAUGCUGCUGGACCCGUCCCUGGUUCUGCCACACCACAACACUGGUCCCAGCCAGACCCCUCCACUGCUCCUCCAAUAGACCUGUUUGGACGUCCCCCACCCCCAUACCCCGGCACAGUGAGGCCUGGUGGGGCAGCGGGGGCUUUGGCCCCCAGGUUCCCUGGAGGUUUCCCUGGGGUGCAGCAGAGGGGGUUCACCCCAAAAGAGCUGCCAGUCCGAGGACCAGUCCUGAGGUUGGGUGUUCCUCCAGCGGGUCUCCAGGACUCCUUCUUACGGCCUCCCCAGGGAGCGGUGCAUGGAUCUGGGCUCAGUAUGGUGGAGGGAGUCACUUUCCAGAUGAAGAGGCCGAUACCUGUGGAGUUCACCGGCAUCCGACCUGUCCCGGCUCCCGGUGCUCAGCCACACAUGAUAUCUGGUGUCCCCCAGCCCUUCCUCCCCCGCUCCCUCCCCCUCCAGCAGCACAGUAUCAUGGGACAGCCCUACAUCGAGCUCCGUCAUCACGCCCCCGAGAACCGCCUGAGGAUGUCCUUCUCUCUGCCCGAGGUCCCGCUGCUGCCCCCCAGAGACCCUCAGCCGUCUCCGGUCAGACCCGGUCCGGGGGCCAGGAUGGGUGAGAUGGCGCUGGGCCCGGCGAUGGUGAUGGAACAGCUGAACCACCAGCACCUGGUCCACGCAGCAGCGCAUACUCAGAGCGGAGAGUCCACGCUCCCGGAGGAGCACCUGGAGGGGGAGGACUCUGCCGUGAAGGACCUGGAAGACGUGGAGGUGAAAGAUCUGGUGGACCUCAACCUGAACCUGGACCCUGAAGACGGUAAAGAAGACCUGGAUCUGGGUCCGAAUGACCUCCACCUCGACGACUUCCUGCUGUCGGGGAAGUUUGACCUGAUCGCCUACGCCGACCCCGAGCUCAAUCUGGAAGACAAGAAGGAUAUGUUCAACGAGGAGUUGGAGCUGGGGGAGCCGGUGGAGGAAAGGAGGGAUGGCGCCGGUGGGUCCACACAGACCGACGGCCACCUGAUCGGCCACGUCAAACAGGAAGUACAGGACGGCCCCUCUGCUACCCAGCAACCUACACCUCAUGCUGGGGUGGUCACCACCAGCAGACCUCAAGGAGCUCCAGGGUCUGAGGCAGCAGGCUCCAGCCAGCCAUCAGGUCCAGGUUCUGUUUGUCUCCAGACCCAAGAACAGGCUCUGUCAUCGGGCAUGACUCCCAGGGUUCAUCCCCCCAUGGCUGGAGGUCAACAGUCUGUCUUCCAGCAGCAGCAGAGACCGUUUGGACCCCCUCCCUCAGCUCUCUUCACCCCCCACCUUCAGGGUCUCCCAGUUUCUGCCCACACCAGUCUGACUACUCAGGGUCCUCAUGCCUCGCCUCACCCGCUGUCCCUCCAACCCUCCCAGCCUCGCCUCCUUCUCAACCCUCAGACCCAGCUUUCACACCAGGGGACCUCCUCCCAGAUCCAGGCUGUCCUCCCCCAGAACCUGGACCAGGACCAGCACAGGCUUCUGCUCCUGGAGGAGCAGCCACUCCUCCUGCAGGACCUCCUGGACCAGGAGCGCCAGGAGCAGCAGCAGCAGAAACAGAUGCAAGCCCUAAUCAGACAGAGGUCCACCACAGACCCUGUGUUACCCACUAUGGACUUUGACUCCGUCUCCGACCCCAUCAUGAAGGCCAAGAUGGUGGCUCUGAAGGGCAUCAACAAGGUCAUGACCCAGGGCAACCUGGGACUCAGCCCCAUGGUCAUCAACAGGUUCCAGCAGGCUCCAGUAGUCCCGGUGGCCCCGGUGGCCCCAGUGGCUCCGGGUUCAGAGGGGACUCAGCCUCCACAGCUGGUGGUUCAGGACGGGAAGUUGAAAGCCCCAUUGGUGCGACCGAACCCUCCCAGCUUCGGCUCGGGCUUCGUCAACGAGUCACAGCGGCGUCAGUAUGAGGAGUGGUUGGUGGAGACGCAGCAGCUACUGCAGAUGCAGCAGCGCCUCCUGGAGGACCAGAUUGCAGGUUUUCGCAAGAAUAAGAAAUCUCUGUCGGCCAAACAGAGAACAGCCAAGAAGGCCGGCCGAGCCGUCGCCGAGGAGGACGCUGCCCAGCUCUGCAACAUCACGGAGCAGCAGGGGGCAGUCCAGAAGCAGCUGGAGCAGAUCCGGAAGCAGCAGAAGGAUCAUGCCGAGCUGAUUGAGGACUACAGGACCAAGCAGCAGCAGCAGAGAGCUACAGGAGCUCCCCCCAUCCCCCAGACCCCCUUCUCCCAGCCCAUGGUGCCCAUGCAGACCCACCUUGGCGGCCCCACAGUGGCCCGUGGCCCAAACGUCCCCCCUGGUUGGACCCCAGCUGGCGGGGCCCCCGGGUUGAUGGAUCAGAGGAUGCCACUCCAGAUCCCCCCCGUCCUGCCUAAAGCCCCCCAGCCUCCCACACACACCCAGACCCCCCCAGCAGUCUUCACUGGGGGCCCCACCGGAGGAACCAAUGGAGCAGCAGGGGACCCCCCUCAGGUGAAGUUUGACGAUAACAACCCGUUCAGUGAGGGUUUCCAGGAGAGGGAGAGGAGGGAGAGGCUGAGGGAUCAGCAGGAGAGGCAGAGAGUUCAGCUCAUGCAGGAGGUGAAACAUCACACCAUCAUCACUCAGAGAACACAGAUGUUCAUCUGUAGAGAGCAGGAACUGUCGGUGAUGCCCCUGAUGGAGCCGGUUCUGGAGGUGGACCUGAGUCUGUUCCCCCCGUACGGGAGCUCCUCUCUGGGCAGAGACUCCACAAUGAGCGGCUCCUUCGGUAACGGAGUCCUGGACGGAGUCACGGACUACUACUCCCAGCUCAUAUACAAGCAGAAUAACCUCAGUAACCCCCCCACACCUCCGGCCUCCCUGCCUCCCACCCCCCCGCCCGUCACCAGGCAGAAGCUGGUGAAUGGCUUCGCUACAACGGAGGAGCUGACGGAGCAGGAGGGUGUGAAGCUGAAUCGGAAGGGGCCUCUGGCUCUAAACCACGGCACCAAAACAGUAGAUGUCCCCGCCUCCCUGCCCACCCCGCCCCACAACAACCAAGAAGAGCUCAGAGUUCACGACUCGUCAGGACGUGACAGCCCUGAAGGCUUCGUCCCGUCGUCUUCUCCAGAGAGUGUGGUGGACGAAGAGGUCAGCAGGUACCCCGACCUCUCCUGGAUCAAACUGGAGCCGCCUUCGCCCUGCGUCUCGCCUACAAUACCCAUGAUGCCCUGCGCCUGGGGAAAAGUGAAACAAGAAGUGAAGGCGGAGCCUAACCAUCAGGGUCAUCGCUCAUGCUCUAACACAGACCUGGUAACCAUAGCGAUAACCCUGAACCCUGUUGCAGCUCAGACUGUAGCAGACGUGAUGGCGGCGGUAGCCGAGCUGUUACUGGUCCCCGUCCCCUCUGACUACCAGCUGAGCAGAGCCACUGGCACCGGGAGGAGCUCUCUUGGUCUGCUGGCUGGAGUUAGAGUACCACUCACACAGAGUUCAACAGGAAGCAAUCAACAGAGACCAGAUGCUGCUGGAAACACUGGUGUCGGCAUGGACUACAUCCAACAUGGCGGCGCUUCUACUGCCAGGCCUCAGUGUUGCAGCUACUGCAAGGUGCUGCUGGGAAACGGAGUCCGAAUCGUCAAAGAGCUCAAACAGGAGGGUCAGUCCAGAUCCAGCUUGAUGUUCUGUAGUCCAAACUGCUCGUCUCUCUACGCAUCUGACCUGCAGAGCAGAAGAGCUGUGAACCAGGCUGCCGUCCCAGUCCCUCCCAGCAGAGUGCAGCACCAGUACACCAGCAACAUGUCCUCCAUCGCCGUCCACUCCCUCCUCCACACUCCCUCCUCACCUCCUCCAACCUCCUCCCCUUCACUCUCAUUCCCCCCCGCCUCCGCCAUCACCCUGGAGACCAGUCCCCGCAUGGACAACCUCAAAGUGAAGGUGAAGCUGAAGCCCCGCCCCCGGGCAGUCCCAGGAGGAGACGACUCACUGUCGUCUCGCCACGGGAAGAGGAUGAAGAGUAACCGCUGGAGACGCUGGAGCUUUAGCAUCACACUCAGCAGGGGCACUUGCACUCCUAACGAGACGGUUGCCAUGCCAACGGAGGAGGAAGUGGAUGUACUACUGAAUAAACUGGGGGCGUGUCUUCGUCCUGAUCCGUUACCCAAAGACCAGCGGAGGUGCUGCUUCUGUAACCAGCAGGGUGACGGGCAGACAGACGGACCGGCCAGACUGCUGAACCUGGACCUGGACCUGUGGGUCCACCUGAACUGCGCUCUGUGGUCCAGCGAGGUGUACGAGACUCAGGCCGGAGCUCUGAUCAACGUGGAGCUGGCUCUAAGGAGGAGUCUGUCUCUACGCUGUGCUCACUGUCACAAGACCGGAGCCACGAGCGGCUGCAACCGCCUCCGCUGCACCAACACCUACCACUUCACCUGUGCACUGCAGGCCCACUGCACCUUCUUCAAGGACAAGACGAUGCUGUGUCAGCUCCAUAAACCCAGGUCGGGUCCUGUUGGAGCGGACCGUUCCUCCAGCGACUCCCCCUCCUCCACCCCGGGGGGGCCGAGCUGUGACCCCUCGGCGGUCUGUGACCCGUACGACUGUGAGCUGUGGUGCUUCGCUGUGUUCCGCCGGGUGUUCGUGCAGCGGGACGAGGCGCGGCAGAUCGCCGCCGUGGUGCAGCGUGGCGAGCGGCGUCACACCUUCAGGGUCGGCAGCCUGCUGUUCACUGCCAUCGGGAGGCUCCUCCCACAGCAGAUGAAGGCCUUCCACAACAAGGCCGCCAUCUUCCCCAUUGGUUACCACACCAACCGCAUCUACUGGAGCAUGCGGCACAGCAACAGACGCUGUCGGUACAUGUGCUGCAUUGAGGAAGACGAGGGCCGGCCGCUGUUUAAAGUGAAGGUGGUGGAGACGGGAUACAAUGACCUCAUCCUGACCGGAACAACUCCUAAAGCUGUGUGGGACCAGAUACUGGGACCAGUAUCACAGAUGAGAUCCUCCAGUGGGACUCUGAAGCUUUUCCCAGUUUACCUGAAAGGAGAAGAUCUGUUUGGAUUGACAACUUCUGCAGUGACCAGGAUCCUGGAGUCUUUGCCAGGUGUGGAGACCUGUGAGCGUUACACCUUUCGUUAUGGAAGGAACCCUCUCAUGGAGUGGCCUCUGGCCUUCAACCCUUCUGGAUCAGCCCGUUCUGAACCCAAAGCCUCCCAAACCAAGAGACCCAACCUGUUGACCAGCAGCGCUCCCAGGUGUCAGGGCUCCGUGGGCUCCAUCGUGGGCCUCGUGCCCGGCGUCAUCUCUCUGUCUCCGGGGGAGUCGGUGGCGGCAGCUCAUCAGGGACGUCACUCUAAGUCGGCUCAGUACCGACGCAUGAAGGCCGAGUGGAAGACCAGCGUCUACCUGGCUCGCUCUCGUAUACAGGGUCUGGGUCUCUACGCUGCCAGAGACAUUGAGAAAUGCACCAUGGUCAUCGAGUACAUCGGCACCAUCAUCAGGAGUGAAGUAGCCAAUCGUAAGGAGAGGCUGUACGAGUCACAGAACCGAGGUGUGUACAUGUUCCGGAUCGAUAACGACUUUGUGAUCGACGCCACCAUCACUGGAGGACCAGCCAGGUACAUCAACCACUCGUGUUCUCCGAACUGCAUCACAGAGGUGGUCACUGUGGAGAAGGAGAACAAGAUCAUCAUCAGCUCCUGUAGACGCAUCCAGAGAGGAGAAGAGCUAUCCUAUGACUACAAGUUUGACCUGGAGGACGAUCAACAUAAGAUCUCGUGUCACUGUGGAGCCGUUAACUGCCGUAAAUGGAUGAACUGAAGACACAGCUGUCUCUCUAUCUGUCUGUCUCUCUCUCUGUCUGUCUCUCACCCCCAUGUGGGUGGAGUUACACUUCAUAUCAGAAGUCAAUAUAUUGAUAAUAAACCUGAUCACACAUGAAAUAAUGUUUGGAAGGAGGGGCAGAGCUAAUUCUGGUGGUGUUGGAUGAUUUGACAGGUGAGGGGGCGGGGCUUAUAUCGAGGCUGGUCCUCUGUGUAUAUUGUGUAAAAAUGACCACAGAUGUAAAUGUCAACUAUCAGAAUGUCUUUGUCAUUAAGUUGCACUAUUAACAAACAUAUAAAACAACAAAAACAGAUCAAUGCCCACAGAAACAUAUGUGGUUCCUCUUCCACCUCUUCCUCCUCCUGUGUUUUGUUAAUUUCCUGUAAAAUAAGAGAUUUUGUUCUUUUUGUAUUUAUUACUGAAUGAAGCUAUUUUCUAAUUACGCGGUGAGUUCGAGGUCCGGAGUCUCAGCCUGUAAAUAUCUGUAUUAUAAAUUUAAAGGAAAGACAAAAUGUUUAGAAAUCACUCCACUGACAGCGACCUUAACAUUCUCAUCGUCACCUUCAUCACCUGCCCGUCAGUUUCCUCUCGCGCUGCAUUCUGAUUGGAUGAAGACGUCGUUUUUUUUGUGUUUUUUCACCCAGCAUUUUGGCUGCAGGCGUUUCUAUGUUUAGUUUUUUCACUUUGUUUUGUGUACAUAUGAGGUUUUAUCAAGACUGUGUACAGUUCAACGACAUGAAGCCUCUUUUUUUUGUUUUUAAUAUUCACAUAAACAGAGUGAUGUUUUUUGUUUUUUGGGAAAAUGUGGAAUCUGAUUUAGAAUAAUUUACAGAAAAUAAAAUAUUUUACAUCUUGAA
Molecule: messenger RNA, 10157 nt
Organism: Anarrhichthys ocellatus (wolf-eel)
Lineage: Eukaryota; Metazoa; Chordata; Actinopteri; Perciformes; Anarhichadidae
Product: histone-lysine N-methyltransferase 2C-like
Exons: 44
Coding region: 1-9297 (3098 amino acids)
Biological process (GO): positive regulation of transcription by RNA polymerase II
Cellular component (GO): MLL3/4 complex; nucleus
Molecular function (GO): histone H3K4 methyltransferase activity; protein binding; nucleic acid binding
Source: RefSeq, a predicted model, not a curated record